AUGGCAGCUGCACCGGGAUUGGACAGCAAGGUGGAAAUCAGAAAUGAAGAGAUCCAGCAGAGCAAGGAGGAGGAGGAGGCCAGCACAGAGCUGACAGAGUUGCAACUUCUCCCUGAGUCCUACAGGAUAAACUCUAUCAGUGAGAUCCGGCUGCUGGCCAUCGCUGACAACUUCCAGCAUCAGUACUCCCACUUGUUUCCUGAUCGCAAACUGCUGCUGCUCUGCCCCGUCAACGAAUGUGGUGUGAAGAAGUUUGUGUCGACGACAGUCCGGCCCACCACAAUGGUCCCCCCUGAACUUUUGACCUGGCAGGGCUGUGCUUUGUUUGUGGCCAACUUUCUGACCCUGGAGCCUUUGGAGCCGCCUGUGCAUCUGCCCAGGCACCUGUUCUCCUCCACCACAGUGCUAAAGAGGCAGCGGGCUACCUGUUUUGAAUUUGCUACCCUGCUGUGUAGCCUACUGCUGGGCAGCAACUACGAUGCCUAUUGUGUCAGUGGCUAUGCUAUCAAAGAGAUGUGUCUGCUUGACCAGAGCCUGCAGGAGUGCCCCCUGCUGGACACUGAAGCCAAGAGUGUGAUCUCUGAGCAGCAGCAACCCAAGAACAAAUACACAGUGAAAUCCCUGAGGGAGCUGGAGAGUCGCUUUUUGACACAGCAAGCGAAAAAAAAGCAGGAGGCUGAAGUUGCUUUGCUUCAGAAACAGAAGCUACAGGAGGAGAGCGAGCUGCGGCCUGCCGACCACCUGCGGGGACUGCGGGUACACUGCUGGGUGCUGGUGCUGGCGAGGAGUCGUAGAGUCAAGGAGAACUUCUUCAUCGACCCUCUGACUGGGAACAGCUACGCUACUGACAGCGACAGCUUCCUGGGCAUUGAGAGCAUGUGGAACAAUCUCAACUACUAUGUUAAUAUGCAGGACUGCAGUAAUGGCUGUGCUGAGAUGGUGUAUGACGUGGAGGAUUUAAAGAUGUGGGAGCCAAUGUUGUAUGGUGCAACCAGCAAAAAGGAGCUGAUUCUCACCGUGCAGAAGAAACAAGAGAGGAGCCUGAUGAGCAAAAGCACCAAUGAGGAGGAGGGCCAGCCCAGAGUUUUUGAGAUGCCGAGAUCUUGGGUUAGUUACAUCAGUAUCUCAGACAAAGACAUGGAGAACCGCUGGCCGGGAGGGAAGACGGUGAUACGCUACAGGAAAUCAAAGCUGGAGAGGUUUGCACCAGGUCUGAGUUCUGUUGGCCUCAUCACACGACUAACUACAUACAAAGACCUGGAGUGCACUGAGGUUGCUUUGGUGAAGGAGUGGUAUCAAGACAGAAAAGACCACCUGGAGGAGAGGGAGGUCAACAAGGUCGACAACUUCAUGACAGAAUGCUUUAAAUGUAAAACAACAGUCAACCUUUUACUCCUCAGGUGUAGAUCCCUGACCGCUGGCACCGAGCAAGAGAUGGAGUUCAGCAACGCUCGCUCUGAUGGACUGGUGCGGAGGAAGCUGACACCACAUGAAAUGAUUGAGACGUUUGAGGGCCGAAGCGACUUCCUAUACUACCGACACGUCUUCUUCAGUCAGCUUGAUCAUGUUCAACUGUGCAAUGACCAACCUCUUCCUAUAGAUAGAGUUGUGGAGCGUUUCCACAGGAACAAAUCCAAACCAGCCAACAAUGAUGUGGCCAAGCGAAUCUUCCUGGUGGCACAGCAACAGAUCGAGCUGACCUACCACUUAAUGGAUUACAGAUUUAGCCUUUCAAGGAGGACCUUCAACAUAUCAACAAGUCAGAAAUUCAAAGCUGAUAUGGUCUGCACCUUCCAGGUGGAUUUAUCUGAGAUGCCCCUUGGGACCCUGGCUCUGUUCGACAUGCUGGUGGCCCUGAAGACACAUAAGGAGAAUGUAGCUGAACAAAUCGGGAAGUCGGUGGAAGAGGUGAAACACAUUUUGGCCUGCAGAAAGCAGGAUGAGAAAAAUAUCGAACUUCAGACGAUAACUGCUCAGGGAAAUAGUCAGAAACAAAAAAUGGAGGAUGAGAAGCAGCUGCAAGAGCAGAAGAAGGACAUCCUGACUUCCCUCCUGAUCCAACUCGGCAAAGAGGAGGAUCUGAGUCCCAAGGAUGCCAAGAAGAUCUACCAGGACUGUCUGGCUGAGAUGAGAAACAGACUACAAAUGAAGGCCAACCUCAUUCAGAAAUGCUAUGAAGAGGAGACACAGAGGCUACAGACGAAACAGCAGUGGUACCAGAAGAGCCAGCUUCAUCUUUCCGAGCAAGAAAAGGACAAUUAUCAGACCUACUGCUUUGAGAAAACACUCCAAAUAUCAGUCAUCCAGAAACGGCUCAGCAAGUGGAAGGAAACAGCCAAUGAGAAAUACACGGCUUUCGAUCAGAUGCUACAGAAGGACCCUCGACUUGCUCCCCAUCUGCACAGCUCGUCCAAACACUUGUCACUUUGUUAA
This is a messenger RNA of Stegastes partitus (bicolor damselfish), 2433 nucleotides long. It is a transcript of the gene drc7, whose product is annotated as coiled-coil domain containing 135. NCBI's taxonomy places the organism in Eukaryota, Metazoa, Chordata, Actinopteri, Pomacentridae. Gene Ontology annotation, biological process: flagellated sperm motility. The transcript has 17 exons. Bases 1 to 2433 code for a protein of 810 amino acids. The record is from RefSeq and is a predicted model, not a curated record. Gene Ontology annotation, cellular component: motile cilium.